This is a messenger RNA of Toxorhynchites rutilus septentrionalis, 3513 nucleotides long. RefSeq lists its product as uncharacterized. The transcript has a single exon. Bases 1 to 3513 code for a protein of 1170 amino acids. The record is from RefSeq and is a predicted model, not a curated record. Gene Ontology annotation, molecular function: nucleic acid binding. Gene Ontology annotation, biological process: DNA integration. Lineage: Eukaryota; Metazoa; Arthropoda; Insecta; Diptera; Culicidae.
AUGAUUGAUUCUGCGUUGGCGGCUGAGCUAGAUUUAAACAGUCAACCUGAGCCGUUAUGUCUGACAUGGACUGGUGACAAGCGUCGUUAUGAAGGAGAUUCCAGGAAAUUAAGCGUCGAGAUUUCCGGUACGGGCAGCAACCAUAAGAAGUACCGCCUGCAAGAGGUACACACGGUGGCAAAUCUCGGCCUUUUCAAACAAUCCCUGAACGCGAAGGAACUUUCAAAGCAACAUGAACAUCUGCGAGGAAUUCCUGUUGAGACCUACUCGCAUGUCCAACCUCAAAUCUUAAUUGGAAUAGAUAACCAGUACCUUAUUCGACACUUAAAGGGCAAAGAAGGUAGUAUGCAAGAACCCAUUGCAACCAAGACUCGUCUCGGCUGGAUUAUUCACGGUAGUCUAGGUGCGGCAAAUGGCGAAUAUGUAGGACACCAUAGAAUUGACCUUUGUCAGUGCAAUGAAAAAACCGAUCAGCUACGACAAGACGUGCGGAACUACUUCUCAUUGGAUUCACUUGGAAUCGCGAAACCGGAUAAACUUCUUCUCUCCAACGAAGAUAGACGUGCGCAUGAGCUACUACAAUCUGUAGUUCGCACCAAAAGUGGAAAAUAUGAAACCAGCUUACUAUGGAAGUAUAAUGAGUUACGUCUUCCUAACAGUAAACCGAUGGCUCUCCAACGCUUUCGGUGCCUAGAAACGCGUCUGAAGAAAGACCCUACUUUAGCUGAUUCAUUACGCUCUAUUAUAGCCAGUUAUUUGGAGAAAGGCUACAUCAGAAAGCUCACCGAUGAUGAAGUUACCGAAACUCGAGAUCGUGUAUGGUACUUACCCAUCUUCCCCGUCCUUAAUCCUAAUAAACCAAAUAAAACAAGAAUUGUAUGGGAUGCAGCAGCUAAAGUCAAUGGUGUGUCGCUGAAUUCGUUCCUGCUGAAAGGGCCUGACCAGCUCAAUUCGCUCAGUUCAAUCCUCUACAAAUUUCGACAACACCGAGUGGCAAUAUGUGGUGACAUCAGGAAGAUGUUUCACCAGGUUCUCAUCUCAAAAACAGACCAAAAUUGCCAACGUUUCUUAUGGAGAGAUAAUGCCUCGGACGUGGAGCCGAGUGUCUAUAUAAUGCAAGUGAUGACGUUCGGGGCAUGUUGUUCACCUAGUUGCACCCAGUACGUAAAAAAUUUGAACGCGAAGCAGUACGCCGGUCAAUUUCCGAGGGCAUCGAAAGCAAUACAAGAUGACCACUACGUGGACGACAUGUUGGUGAGCGUCGAGACUGAAAAAGAGGCAAUAAAACUUGCUCAAGAGGUUCGUUUCAUCCACGCACAAGCUGGCUUUGAAAUUCGAAAUUGGAUGUCAAACUCUUUGGAGGUUUUGUCAGCUAUGAACCAACGAAAGGCGCCAGAAAAGAAUUUAGAUGUUGGCUCGGAAAUGGCAACCGAGAAGGUGCUGGGGAUGUGGUGGUGCACUGCUACGGACACGUUCAUAUUCAAGCUGUCGGCAAAACAAGAUGCUGAGUUGAUGAGAGGUAGACGAAAACCAACCAAAAGAGAAGUGUUACGUAUGCUCGCAUGUAUAUUUGAUCCCCUGGGACUGCUGUCAAACCUGCUGAUCUACCUGAAAGUUCUUCUUCAGGAAAUGUGGCGUUCUUCAAUAGGUUGGGACGAUGAGGUACCGGUGUCACUCCAGGAGAAGUGGGAGUAUUGGCUUGAGGUUCUUCCGUCUGUAGAAGGCAUACGAAUUCCCCGAUGCUACCAGCUAAAUACGUCGCUAGGAUUACGAACUAAGGUUCAGUUGCACACUUUUGUCGACGCGAGUGAAUUGGGUUACGCUGCAGUGGUCUAUCUUCGAUUCGAAGAAAAUAAUAUUAUCGAGUGCGCUAUAGUUGCGGCGAAAUCUCGCGUGACCCCACUGAAGUUUGUCUCCAUUCCGAGACUAGAAUUGCAGGCGGCAGUAAUUGGUACGAGACUGGCCGAUACCGUAAUGAAAUCUCUAGAGAUCAACAUAGACCAACGUAUAUUCUGGACGGAUUCACGAGACGUUCUAUGCUGGAUUCGGUCCGAUCACAGACGAUAUUCACAAUUCGUCGCCUUCCGUAUCAGUGAGAUACUGGAUACAACUAGUAUCAACGACUGGAGAUGGGUACCCACAAGAGAAAACGUGGCUGACGAAGCCACUAAGUGGCAACGCAAGCCAGUUCUUGGAAGUGGAAGCAGAUGGUUGCGGGGACCCGAAUUUAUCUGGCAAAGCAGUGAUCACUGGCCUACUGAACCCCUUCAUACCAGUACAUCAGAAACGGAACUGCGCGUUAAUGUGUUUUUUCACGAAAUAGAUCAGCAAUCAACAUCAGUAAUAAACGUAGAAAGUUAUUCUUCCUGGAAAAGAUUAUUGCGGGUUACAGCAUACGUACUACGUUUUCCGGCGAACAUCAAGCGUUGUGUGAAAAGAAGUAACCAGUGUAAAGGCCCACUGACUGGCGAGGAACUUCAGAUGGCUGAAGACUAUCUGCUCAAACAAGCUCAGCGUGACGCUCAUUCUGCGGAUAUUGCUAUCCUCUCGACUGACAAGAAAUCUAUACGGAAGACAAGCUCAAUUUACCAAUUAAACCCUUUUCUCGACGACAAACGAAUCAUGCGAAUGCACGGCAGAAUUGGUAUGUGUAAAAACGCCACAAUGGACGCAAAAAACCCAAUAAUACUUCCCAAGGAUCACCAUAUCACCAGGUUGAUCGUACGAUAUACUCACGAGCGUUAUUUUCACCGCAAUCACGAGACUGUCGUCAACGAGCUACGACAAAAGUAUUUCAUUCCAAAAAUACGAAACGUUUUCAAGAAAGUUAUGGCAGAAUGUCAGACGUGCAAAAAUUUGAAGGCAACGCCAAUCCCACCACCUAUGGGCGAUUUGCCAAGCGGCAGACUUGCUGCGUUCACUAGACCUUUUUCUUACGCAGGGAUCGAUUACUUUGGUCCCAUUUCUGUAUCUGUGGGGCGGCGAAUUGAAAAACGAUGGGGCGUACUAAUUACAUGUCUUACAAUUCGAGCAGUACAUAUCGAGAUCGCGCGUUCUCUAAGCGCUAAUUCAUGCGUACUAGCGGUGAGGAAUUUCAUGGCAAGGCGAGGUGUACCAAUCCGGUUCUAUAGUGAUCGUGGCACCAACUUCACAGCAACAAAUAAGGAAUUGAAGAAAGCUCUAUCCGAACUGGACCAAGAGCAAAUCAUACAGGAGAUUAUCAGUCCGAAUACUGCAUGGCCAUUCCUUCCACCGGCCUCCCCUCACAUGGGUGGCGCUUGGGAACGCUUGGUGCGAUCCGUGAAAGUGAAUCUGGCCCGCAUCAACAAAGAACGCAACCCUUCCGACGAAAUUCUUCGCAAUAUGCUCAUCGAGAUUGAGAACGUCAUCAAUUCCCGUCCUCUUACGGAAAUUCCUAUUGAAGAUCCAGAUGAUCAAGUGCUCACACCGAACCACUUUCUUCUUGGUUCCUCUAGUGGACUGAAACCAGCGACUCUUCUGACAGACGAUUAA